GCGCGGUGGCGCCGCUGGGAGGAAAGUUGUCCCGGUGCGGGUCGGGAAUACCGAGGCGGGGAGGCGGAGAAGCCGCGGUUCGGAGACUCACGGCGGGCGUUUUGUGAUCCAGAGGCCGGCGGAGGAGUGCUGUCGCUCGGCCGCGUGUGCGCGCUCUCUCGCUGAGCGGAGAUGGGGAAGGAGCAGGAGCUGCUGGAGGCGGCGCGGACGGGGAACCUGGCCGCCGUGGAGAAGCUCCUGGGCGGGAAGAGGCAGUCUGCUGGAGCCGCUGGAGCCGGAGGAGGAUCCGGAAACGCGGGGAGCUUCGGCGGAGGCGGUGGUGGCGGACACGGCUCGUCCUCGCACCCGCUCUCCAGCCUCCUCAGUAUCUGGAGGGGUCCUAAUGUGAACUGUGCGGACAGUAACGGAUACACACCUCUACACCACGCUGCUCUAAACGGACACAGUGAGGUGGUGGAGGUGUUGUUGAGGAAUGAAGCCGUGACGAAUGUAGCCGACAGUAAGGGCUGUUACCCGCUGCAUCUCGCCGCCUGGAAAGGAGAUCAGCGAAUCGUACGCCUGCUCAUCCACCACGGCCCCUCCUACCCUAAACUCAACGAGCAGACUUCUCUCGACCUCCGAGAGUUCAAACGCUGUGGGCCGUUUGAUCCCUAUAUUAAUGCCAAGAAUAAUGAUAACGAGACGCCGCUGCACUGCGCCGCUCAGUACGGUCACUCGGAGGUGGUUCGGCUGCUAUUGGAGGAGCUGACUGAUCCGACGAUGAGGAAUAACCGGUUCGAGACGCCGCUGGAUCUGGCCGCUCUGUACGGACGGCUGGAGGUGGUGAAGCUGCUGCUCUGUGCUCAUCCCAACCUGCUGAGCUGCAACACCCGCAAACACACCCCGCUACACCUGGCCUCCCGCAACGGACACCUGCCCGUGGUGGAGGUGCUGCUGACCGCCGGCAUGGACAUCAACUACCAGACGGAGAAAGGCAGUGCUCUGCAUGAAGCUGCUCUGUUUGGGAAGACGGAUGUGGUUCAGAAGCUGCUGAGGGCAGGUAUCGAUGUGAACAUCGUGGACAGUAAGAAUCUGACGGCGCUGGAUACGGUGAGAGAGAUGCCCUCGCAGAAGAGCCGACAGAUCGCCGCUCUCAUACAGGGUCAUAUGAGUGGUCAUCCUCCUGACCAGGCCCUGCCCCCUCCACCCCUGCCCCCACCCCAGGAGAGUACCAGCCCCCGGAGAAAAGGGGAGGCGGAGCAGCAGGUGAAUGAUCUGAUGUCGGGAUUGGAGGAGAGUCCGUAUGAAGCUCUGUUUGAAGCGUCUUCCUGUCACUCUCUGGACAGUCUGACCAGCGGGAAGUCCUCAGACCGAGACUCAGGACGACCGGACAGCGACGCCGGCAGGUCUGUACAGAAAGACCGUCCUCCUCCUCCGGCUCAGCUCGGCUCAGGACAGGAGGAAGAGCUCAGCUCAGAGGCACUGUACACCAGCAGCAGUGUGGAGGAGAAACUGGGUGAAGAUGACGAUGAUCAUACAUAUGAAACACUGCACACCGCACGGACCAAACACCCCAACGACACACACUCACACACAGAUAAAGAAGCUUCAGCCAAGUCUUCCAACAGCCACCUACCUCAGCAGCGGAAGGCCGCCGCACCCUCCGACCUUCGACCUCCUCCUCCUCCUCCAGCCCCGACCGCACACACACUGAAACCCCCCACAGCACCCAGCUCACGCCCCCCCACAGGAGAGAACUCCUCGGAUGCGGGCGGCAGUGUUCCGGAGCAGUUCACCGGGCUCCUUCACGGUUCGUCUCCGGUGGUGGACGGUCGCGGGGAGACGGAGCAGUUUAGACUGAAGUCCAGCCAGAGCUACGACGCCUUGAGCUCCGCCCCCUCCUCUGCCCCCGCCCCCUCCGUCGUCAUGGCGACCGUCCUCACCGACCCCGACCCUAAAGCGAUCUACGCAACUGUGAUUAAGGAGCCGCGGGAUUCGCCGAUCCGCUCGUCGCCGGCGGCGACGGUCAGGACGCGGCCCGGGGACCUGAAGCUCGCCCGCAGCCUGUCCAAAUCCGACUCCGACCUGCUGGUGUCUCCGCCCACCGAGGAGGAGGCGGGGCUCGGCAGCCGCAGCGAAUCCGUGUCCAACUGCAGCGCCACCAAGAGGAGGCUGGAGAAAUCGCCGUCCUUCACUUCAGAAUGGGACGAGCAGAGACAGACCCGUACCUCCACUCGUCCCCGGAGACCCCAGUCCUCCCACAGUAUUGAAAAGAUCAUGACGUUAAUCGGAGCCGGCAUCGACUUCUCCAAAGAGCAGGAGGGCGGAGCUUCAGGUGGGGUCAACCGGCUUCUGGACCAACCGGUGGGCGACUGGCUGGAGCAUGUGGGACUGCCGCAGUACGAGAGCAAACUGCUACUGAACGGCUUUGAUGACCUGCGAUUCCUGGGCAGUAAUGUGAUGGAGGAACAUGAUCUGAGGGAGAUUGGAAUCUCAGAUGCGUCUCAUAGGAGGAAACUUCUGUCUGCAGCCCGAACUCUACCAAAGGUGAAAGCUCUGGGAUGUGAUGGAAAUACGUCUCUCUCCUCCUGGUUGGACUCUCUGGGUCUGACGGAGUAUCUGCACAACUUCCUCACCAGCGGCUACCGAACCCUGGAGUGCGUGAAGAACCUGUGGGAGCUGGAGAUCGUUAACGUAUUAAAGAUAACCCUGCUGGGCCACAGGAAGAGGAUAAUUGCAUCGUUAGCGGAGCGACCCUACGAGGAACCACCGGUUAAACCACCACGACUCUCUCAGAUUAGAUGUCCAGAGCUGAUGUCUCAGUCGUCCUCCCCCGUCAGUCACUCUGAGCUCUACACACACCGAUCCAUGGACCCCCUGCUUCCCCCAGGGGAUUCUGGGAGGAGAAAAGGCGGAGACUCAGAGUAUGACCUGUCAUCGAAAUCCAGACCGCAGGAGAAGUAUGAAGAACGUCCUCCAGAGUCGCGGUUGACCCUCCGCCCCCCCAGCCUGGCAGCUCCCUACGCCCCCGUACAGAACUGGCACCACCAGCCCGAGAAGCUCAUCUUCGAGUCCUGCGGCUACGAGGCCAAUUAUUUGGGUUCUAUGCUGAUUAAGGAUCUGAGGGGAACCGAAUCGACGCAGGACGCCUGCGCUAAGAUGAGGAGAUCUACAGAGCAGAUGAGGAAAGUUCCCACCAUCGUUCUCUCCAUCACAUAUAAGGGGGUGAAGUUCAUCGAUGCUGCAAACAAGAACAUCAUCGCGGAGCACGAGAUCAGGAAUAUAUCGUGUGCAGCUCAGGACCCGGAGGAUCUGUGCACUUUCGCCUACAUCACUAAAGACCUGCAGACCAGCCACCACUACUGCCACGUGUUCAGCACUGUGGACGUGAAUCUGACCUAUGAGAUCAUCCUGACGCUGGGGCAGGCGUUCGAGGUGGCCUAUCAGCUCGCUCUCCAGGCCCAGAGGAACAAACAGCAGCAGGUCGCCACGGCAACCGACCUCAUCGACACCAAGAGCAGCCGACCCGUACCUAAACCACGCGGGAGCGUACGCAAAUCAGGAGACUGUGGUAAUAGUUGGUGUUACUGUAACUCCUGUCCUGUUCAUCGUCCUGUCCUCUCUCCACCCUGCAGCUGUCCUACACACCAGGUGGAUGCUCUGGAUGAAGCUCCGCCUCAGGGCGGUGCCACCUGGCUGAUGGACCCCAAAGACCCCAAACGCACCGUCAGCACAAACAGGCGUCGACCACAGUGAGGCGCUGUAGGAGACUUUCUGUCUUCCUCUUCCUUCUGAAAGGAAAAACUGCAUCAAAUAAAAGGUGGGAACAACAAAGAUCUGAAUCGCCGGAGCCAAGGAUUCCCAACCGGACGUUAUUAUUUUAAUCAGCACUGAAUCCAGAGACCUUCAUCACUGAUUUGCUCGUCUUUAUGCACAUCUAUCGGACUGUUCCUCCACUGUGGAGAACAUUUCACUGAUUUCUGUGGAUUAUAAAUGGAUUUCCGGUGGAUUUCUGUGGAUUUCUGAUGGAUUUCUGGUGGAUUUUUGGUGGAUUCUGAAUUCCUGCUGCUGUUUGGAGUUUGGUAGAAGUGGUUCCUGAGCACUGUGAUGAACAGAAGACCAGGACGGGCCUUAUUUACUUAUUUACUGAGAUUCAAAGAGUCCAAUCCGAUUUGGAAUUAAAGCGAUAGUUUGAUUAAACAUCUAAAUCUUUCAGUACCCCAUUAAUACAGUAACCCCCAGUCCCGUGCCCACAUCCCAAAUAUACCACAUUGGCCAAGACACGAUUGGUGCUUUUUAAAAAUGUUAUGGAUGCUUAUACCCCACCAAUUAGCAGUGAUGCUAUGAGAUUAAUGUAGCUAACAAGUAAUGGAAGUUUAUGGCCAACCAAUUAUAGCACUGGACAAUGCUAAUGUAGGUAAUUUUUACUUUAAGUACUUAAAGUGGACUGGAAAAAAGGUAAUAGGAAAUUUGCUUCUAUUUCUGUUUAACCACAUUAGCCUCGUAACUCCAGCGCUAAUUGGUGGGGUAUUAGCUUGCAUUACUUUUUUCCCCACAUUAGCCUUGUAGCUGCAGUACAAACUGGUAGAUUAUAAGAUUUCAUUAAAGCACUGAAGCUGUAAAGCUAAUUAAAAAAUACAAAAUAAGCUUCCAUUACUCCUUAGACACAUUAGCCUUGUAGCUCCAUUGCUAAAUGGUGGGCUAUAAGCUUCUAUUGAAAUUUGGCCACAUUAGCCUUGUAGCUUCAUAGCUAAUAGGUGGGCUAUGAGCUUCUAUUAUUUUUUAGCCACAUUAGCCUUGUAGCUGCAGUGCUAAUUGGUGGGGUAUUAGCUUGCAUUACUGUUUUCCCACAUUAGCCUUGUAGCUGCAGUGCUAAUUGGUAGAUUAUAAGAUUUCAUUAAAGCAUUGAAGCUGUAAAGCUAAUUUAAAAAAUAAAAAAAUAAGCUUGCAUUAUUCUUUAGCCACAUUAGCCUUAGCUUCAGUGCUAAAAUUAAAAACAAGUACAAAACAUGUCCCACCUGAUUGACCAAGGUUAAGAUUUGGGGGGGAAAAUGAGGGGACAUUUUAAGCUGCUGAAGUAUCGCUUCAAGCCGUAGCUGCUUGCUGCUGCACAAUGCUGGAGGAAAACUGUGGCGCUGGUUAAAUCGUGCACACGCUAAUCUGGACUGCUGUAGAGCGUAAACUCAAUCUGCACACUCAAAAAGAUGCGUUUCUUUGUUUGUCUGUUUUUUUAUCCGUUUUAUUUUCUGGUCUGAAAGACGUCGCUAAGCCUUAAGUGUUUCUGAGCGAAGAUCAACACUGAGCAUUCGGAAACAGAACCGGUACUGACGCAACAAACGUAUGGAUUUGUCAGCAGUUUGGAAUUUGAUUUACUUUGGUACAGAUGCAAUUUAAGUCUUAAUUUUUAUGAAGAUCUAUAUUUUAUUUCUGUUUUCUACAACCCCUUCCCCACAUCACCACCCGGCACGGUCCAGGCCCUACAAAUGUUUUAUUUUGUGCUCUAAAGUGUUUUACUUUUGUAUUUUUGUUUCCUUUUUUUAAGUUAAAUUUCUUUUAAUCUUUUCUACAUUAAAACUGAUUUUAAAUGUUUACAGGAUCCAAUGAACUUGGUGUGAAUUACACACCUGAAAAAAAUCGUACUGGACAUAUCAUAAAAAAUCAGGACUGACUUUAAAGAGUGAUUUUUAUGUCAAAUUCUGACACUUCAUUUUACCAGAUAUGGAACUUUCUCAUCAGUGAAGAACUAAGUGAUUAAACCCAUGAACAACCUGGAGUUUUAUUCCCACAUAACAACACAAAAAUCAGCUGUAACUUGAAUUACAAAAUUUUAUGUUAAAUUUAUAGUAAUUUAACAGUAAGUCUUCCCCUGCAGCUCAGAUCUCUUUCCCUGCUAAGCUUUCUUUUCUCCACUUUUCUUUUCAUCUGCUGCUGAAUUAUCUUUGGAAAAGCUCCCGACUGAAACUUGCUUCAAAACAAAAAUUACAAGACUCAUUUUUAAAUUCCUCUAUUUAUCAGAAACCGUACACACUGAGCUUAAUAAAAUGAUUAAAAUAAUGUUUGUCCAGAAAAUAAAUUUUAAUGGAAAUAAACAUGUUAUUAUAUGAUGUUAUAUUAAAACUAUAGUCAUGUAAAGUAAAUUGCAAAAUAGCAAAAUUAAUUCUUAACUUUAAUUGUAGGUAAUUAAAAAAAAAAAAUCUAAAGUUAAUUAAACAGGCAAAAAUGCCGGGUAAAAUUCUAAAGUAUAUUUGAAAUUAAAGUAACCUGGAGUAAAUUCCAAAGUUAAUCUGCAGAAAGCUAAAAUAAAUUUUAAAGUCAAUUCUAAAAAUUUAAAAUUUCUGUUUCAUAGUGUUUUUUUCUUAGAAAAAAAACAUUGAGGAAAUAAAGCUCAGUAGUAAAGUUUAUAGUUUACAGCUGAAAACAAUCACACAAUGAGGCAGAUCUGAGGCUUUCAGUCGGGACACUUUUCCCCCAGAUUAACCCUUUCAGUUCUGGUUCUGAUCUGGUUCUGUUCUGGUUUUGUCUGUGAGCUGUUUGUGUUGGGUUGUGUUUUUGUUUGUUCUAACCCGUGUUUGUCUCCUCCUUUAGCUGACCACCAAACCCCUCGGGACCACUAGGACUCACAUAACUGACCACCAGUUUUAGUGUGUGUGCACCAGUACACUCACACACACUCACCAACCCCCACCCGGACUCCACCCACCACCGCAGGUCCAGUUACAGUAUUAUCCCGGAUCAGAACAUCGACCCAACACACACACACAAACUGCACCACCUGAAUCAACAUGCCUCCUGCUUAGGGCUGGACGAUAUGGCUAAUGUAUAUUACAAUAUAUUUCUUAAUUUCGGUCGAUUAUUACAUAAUUCUGAUAUAAAAAAUAUAAAAACUGAAGACAAUUUGUAAUCUACAAUCUGAAAUCAACAAUUUUUGUAAUCUAACCUAUAAUAAAUGUAAGUCAGAUAGAUGCUAUAAAUAAUGUAUAUUGAAAUAUUAGAAUAUGCGAGUUACGAAUAAUGCCACUAUUACUGAAGCAUAUUCUUUCAUGAUAUAUUGACAGUCAGUAUUGUCCAGUCCUACCUUCAUGCCUGAAAUUAUGCUUUUUGUCUGAAAACAUGGUGUGGCCCAUCAUGCUGGUCCCCUAAGUGUAUUUGGUCCCCAUAACGUAGGUGUGUAAACAUGUUACGGUCCCCUCAGUGCAGUUAAAAUAAUUUACACACAUACACACACUGCUGAUACACUCGACUCUAAUGUGAUGCUAAAUCAGACACACCUCAGUUUCCUACACUGGAGAGCAUCAGCACUGUCCUCACACACACACACACACUUACUUACACACACACACUUUAUAUGUGUAUGAGAUGUAGAUCUUAAUACCGUUGGGUUUAAUGUGAAUAUAAAUGUUCCAGAAUAUUCCUCUGCUUUCAGCGGGUCAGAAAACCUGCACACCGCUACUGCCCCCUGCUGUUCUGUUCUGUUUUAUUUUGUUCUAAAUUUGUAUUUUGGUUUUGUUUUGUUUGUCUUACCUCAUCCUGUCUCUGAGCUUCAGUUCUGGAACGGUUCUGUUCCAGAAACACAGACUUUUGAUAGACUGGACCUCAGAUCUGGUCCUCUGUUUUAGUUCCUCAGGUUCGGUCCUCAAAUUCAGUCUUUAGAGCAUGCAAAAACACAAAAUUGAACCUCAGGACCACUUCUUAGGAUUGACCCUCAAACCUGGACCUCCAGUCUUCUGAGUUGGCCCUCAGAUCUGGACCUGUGAACUGGUACUUAGAGGUCCUCAAAAGAAAGAUUUUGGAGCUGGACCUCAGAGCUAGUUUUUAGAACCAGACCUCAGGGCUGGCCCUCAGAGCAGGUCCUCAAAAGCCAGACUUGCAAACCAGUUCUCAGGGCUGGCUCUCAGAUCUGGGCCUUUGGGCUGGUUCCGAGAGCCAAUAUUCAGUCCAGCCCUCAGAACCAGUUCUCAGAUCCAGACCUCAGAGUGAGUCCUUCGGUUUAGACCUUAGAACUUGACCUCAGAGCUAGUCCUUAGAUCUAGACAUAAGAACUUGUCCUCAGACCCAAUUUCAGUCCUCAGAACUGACCUGAGUUGGUUCUCAAAUUUGGUCCUCAAAAGAGCCAGACCUGAGUUUGGUUCUGAGAGCUGGCAUUUAGGUCCAGAUCUCCGAACCGUUACUCAGAUCCUGACUUCAAAGCUGAUCUUUAGAGCUGGUCCUUAGAUUUGGUUCUUAGAGCUGGUCCUCAAAAGCCUAACCUCAGAACCAGUCCUCAGGGCUGGUCCUUAGAUCUGGGCCUUUGGGCUGGUUCUGAGAGCCAGUAUUCAGUUCCAGACCCCAGAACCAGUUCUCAGAUCCAGACUUUAGAGUCGGACCUCAGAGCGAGUCUUUAAAACUAGACCCCAGAGCCAGUCCUUAGAUCUGGACCUUACAACUUGCCUUCAGAGUAGGUCCUCAGAUUUGGGUCCUAGAGCUGGUCCUCAAAAGCCAGACCCCUAAACUAGUCCUCGGAACUUGCCCUCAGAACCAAAGUCAGUCCUCAGAACCAGACCUCAGAGUGGGUUCUUAAAUUUGGAUCUCAGAGCUGGUCCUCAGAGCCAGAUUUCAAGCAGUCCUCAGAACAAGACCUCAAGGCUGGACCUUAGAUCUGGGUCUUUGGGCUGGUUCUCAGAGCUAGUCCUCAGAACUCCUCAGAGUUCCUAGAGCCAGUCCGUAGAUCUGAACUGUAGAAAUUGCCCUCAGAGACAGACUUCAGAGCCGGACCUCAGAGCAAGUCCUCAGAACCAGACCCUAGAGACAGUCCUUAGAUCUGGACAUAAGAACUUGUCCUCAGAACCAAAGUCAGUCCUCAGAACCAGACUGAUUCAAAUUUGGUUCUUAGAGCCUGUCCUUAUAAGCCAGACCUUAUGGCCAGUACUCUGGGAUAGUCCUUAAAAGCCAGACCUAGGGGUUGGUCCUCAGAUUUGGGCCUUUGGGUUGGUUCUAAGAGCUGGCAUUUAGGUCCAGAUCUCAGAACUGGCCCUCAGAUCCUGACUUUGAAGCUGUUUUUUAGAGCUGAUCCUCAGAUUUGGUUCUUAGAGCUGGCUCUCAGAGCUGGAAUUCAGUCAGUCCUCAGAAUAAGACCUCAAGGCUGGUCUUCAGAUCUGGGUCUUUGGGCUGGUUCUCAGAGCUAGUCCUCAGAACCAGAUCCUAGAGCCAGUCUGUAGAUCUGGACCUUAGAACUUGCCCUCAGAGCCAGACUUUAGAGUUGGUCCUCAGAACCCACCCAUAGAGAUGGUCCUCAGUUUUGAGUUCUAGAGCUGGUCCUUAGAUUUGGGUACUAGAGCUGGUCCUCAGGUCUGGGUCUUAGAGCUGGUCCUCAGAUUUGUGUCCUCAGACCUGGUCCUCAGUUUUGGAUCCUAAAACUGGUCCCCAGUUUUGGGGUUAAAACUGGUCCUCAGUUUUGGAUCUUAGAUCUGGUCCUCAGUUUUGGGUCUAAGAGCUGGUCCUCAGAUUUGGGUCUUAGAGCUGGUCCUCAGUUUUGGGUCAUAAAUCUGGUCCUCAGAUUUGUGUCUUUAGAGAUGGUCCUCAUAAGCGGUACGGUGGAGAUGCCGCUCAACGUGUAAACUGUGAUUCUGCACUUCGGGUCAGGCGUUCCAGAACCUUUGACCUGCUUUCUGAAUUGGAAUCUGUGAUGCUAACUAUGCUAAUCAGUAAUUACAGCAGUUAGCGCUAAUAUGCUAAUCAGUGGAACAACAGUUUUAUGUUUAUUAUCAGCAGAUCAUUCCGUUUAAAGUGCAAAAAUAAAUGGAGUAGAGUCUUCUUGGUGACACUUUCUGUGACUCCUGUGUUCGUAAUGCGUUAUAACCUGUUAUAACUGUAGCUACACACAUAUAGCAUUAAUAAUAUAAAGCAAGAGUAAAUGACUACUCAUUGUGAGCAUUCAAAAUGCAUUAUUAUGCAUUUCUUAAACCUGUAAGGUAGCGUUAUAAGAUGAAUUUUAUAAUAUAAUAACAUAGUAAAGUUAUAAACUCUUGCGUUAUAUAUUAUAUAUCACUGUAAUUAUACUACUGUACUUACUCAAGUCCUCAUCAUAUAUAUAUGUACGAGAUUGUAUAUGGCAUUAAGAAACACAUAAUUGAUAAUGCAUUAUGAAUACAGGAGGUUUUACUAUAAUAAUAAUAAUAAUAAUGAUAAUAUUAAUAAUAAUAAUGAUAAAAUGCUGUGAUUUCUCAUCAAAACCGAAAGUAAAUCUAUGCUAAUGUUGGUGUGUAAAAAGUUCUGAACACAGAAAUUGGGAAAAUGUCCCACAGCGUUCGUUCAGGCGCCGUCUGGUGCAUUUAAUCGUAGAUUACUGAUGAAUGGAGAAAAAAAAGAUAUUUUAUGUGUUUGUGUUUCUUGGCUGUGUUCCACAUGGGUACGCUAACGUUGGUACGCCGCCGAUGCUAACACUAACAGCAGCAGUGUUUGUUGCUGAUGUUUGCGAGUAAACGUUUUUCGGUAUGAUGAGCGUAACGGAUGUACAGUGAUCUCGGGCCGUGUGUAUUUUGAUACUUGAAUGAUUCUGCUUUUAUAGAUGAUGAUAUAUAACUGUAAAUGUCUGUAAUGUUUAUUUCCUGUUUUCAGUCCUGAUUUGGUUUUUAAAGCUCAGCCGUGUCGUAGAGCGAGUCCCAGAGACUCAAUACAGCGAUUGUACAUAAUCUUGGGCUUCCAGUCUUUUUUUAAUGAUUAUUAUUAUUAUUUUUCAUAAUUGUACAUCUAAUAAAUGAAGAGAUGGUAUCCAGAAA
Astyanax mexicanus (Mexican tetra) is the source of this 10733-nucleotide messenger RNA. RefSeq names its product ankyrin repeat and SAM domain-containing protein 1A-like. The record is from RefSeq and is a predicted model, not a curated record. Gene Ontology annotation, cellular component: cytosol. NCBI's taxonomy places the organism in Eukaryota, Metazoa, Chordata, Actinopteri, Characiformes, Acestrorhamphidae. The transcript is spliced from 31 exons. Gene Ontology annotation, molecular function: protein binding. The coding region runs from base 172 to 3735 and encodes 1187 amino acids.